This is a messenger RNA of Hydractinia symbiolongicarpus, 895 nucleotides long. RefSeq lists its product as uncharacterized. Gene Ontology annotation, biological process: dUDP biosynthetic process; dTTP biosynthetic process; dTDP biosynthetic process. Bases 165 to 815 code for a protein of 216 amino acids. The transcript has 5 exons. Gene Ontology annotation, cellular component: nucleus; mitochondrion; cytosol. NCBI's taxonomy places the organism in Eukaryota, Metazoa, Cnidaria, Hydrozoa, Anthoathecata, Hydractiniidae. Gene Ontology annotation, molecular function: dTMP kinase activity; ATP binding. The record is from RefSeq and is a predicted model, not a curated record.
AAGGAUUCUUUGUAUCCUUUUAGAACCUUUAAAGCACUAAAAAACAAACAAAAACAAGUGGUGAAUAUAUAUAAGACUUUGGUUCUUAUGAGAAAUAGUGUUUUUAGUUUUUUUGGUAUUAUUGUAUAUAAUAAAACAUAGUUUCUGUUUCCUGUCAAGAAGUUAUGACAACCCGAGGUGCACUAAUCAUAUUAGAAGGUUGUGAUAGAAGUGGAAAGAGCACACAAUGCAAGAAGUUAGUUGACUAUUUGCAGAACAAUGGACAACAAGCUGAACUGUGGAGAUUUCCAGAACGAUCGACUGCAAUUGGGCAAGUAAUCAACAGUUACAUUGCAAAAGAAACAGAACUGCACGAUCGAGCUGUACAUUUGUUAUUUUCGGCUAACAGAUGGGAAUUAGUACCUUUGAUAAAUGAAAAACUUAAAAGUGGUGUCACUCUCAUUGUAGAUAGAUAUGCGUACUCAGGUGUAGCAUUUACUGCUGCUAAGGGUUUAGAUGUGGAGUGGUGCAAAUCAUGUGACACAGGUUUACCACAACCAGACGCAGUAUUUUACAUGGACAUUAGUGUAGAUGAAGCAAGCAACAGGGGUGGUUUUGGUGGUGAGCGUUAUGAAGUGUCUGAUUUUCAAAAGAAAGUGCAGCAAUUAUUUUUAACCUUAAAAGAUGAUUCCUGGAGGGUAAUUGAUGCUAGACUGUCAGUGGAAAAGAUUCAUAUGAGUUUGCGUGAGAAGGUUUGGGAUAUCAUUGAGCAGUGUAAGCACAAGCCAUUGUUAAUGUCACUUUUUAAAAAAACAAUCAACAACGUCUGUAACUAAAAUAUUAGGCUUUUUUUAAUAUAUAAAAGGAAAAAUGCUAUUUAUGAUUAGAAAUACACAUAAUAAUAUUUAUUACAAAA